Molecule: messenger RNA, 348 nt
Organism: Laccaria bicolor S238N-H82
Lineage: Eukaryota; Fungi; Basidiomycota; Agaricomycetes; Agaricales; Hydnangiaceae
Exons: 4
Coding region: 1-348 (115 amino acids)
Source: RefSeq, a predicted model, not a curated record
AUGGCGCGUUCCAGCAAUUUGAGACUUUGGUGUUUGGGGACGAAGCUUCUCCCUGACACUCUGUUAGCCGUUCUUCACCAGCAAAUCUGGUCACGACGCAAUCAGCCAGAUGAAGACCUCAAUGGCUUGCUUGAGAAGUUUUUAUCCCUGCCAUCUUCAUCCCGAAUGAAGGCGAAUGAGAACUCUCUCAUGGAACCUUACCAGUACAUCGUAGCAAUCGCUAUUCCCAUGGGAAUGUCGACUACGCACAAGGCUGCGUUCGCAUUACCUACUCAGGAUGUUCUGAACGCUCUGGAAGAGGCGGAGAAGCUAUUCCAAGCAAACCUGUCAUUGACUUCGGAAUGGUAG